AUGAGUGAGUGCAUCGAUGUUGGCUCUUGCUCCGGGACAGAGAGGGGCGUCACCCCCCCCUUAUUCCGAGGACACCCCUAUGGCCUCGUCGGCGCCCCGCUUAAACUACAGGCUCCUCCCUCCCCCGGCAGCACAGCCGCUCCCCCACCCCAUCCCACACAUCGCCGCCAGCGGAGACGCCCGCACCGGCUCCGGCAGCUGCUGCGGUUGCGGCUCACCGCCGCCCCAGCCCCCCCCCUCCCCCCGCCGGCUCCCGCCGAUCGGGCUCUCCGCACCGCUGCCGCCACCGCUGCCGCCACCGGUACCGGUGCGGCGGCGCGGGGGCGGGCCGGGGGCGGGCCGGGGGCCGCGGCGGGGCCGUCGGGCCCGGCGCGCCGGCUCGGGGGGCCGGGGAGGACCAUGCACCGCGCUGCCUCCAACCAGCGCUCGGUCUCCUCCUCCUCGGGCUCCUUCCAGCCGCCGCCGCCGGCUGCCGCACGCCGCCGACCGGCAGCCCUCUUUCCGGGGGGCUCCAGCAGCGGCUGCAGUCGCCGGGGCUCGGGGUCGAGCUCGGGCUCGGCGCGGGCCCGCCGCCCCGCAGCCCCCGCAGCAGCACUGAGGGAGGAGGAGGAGGACAGCAUCAGCAUCAGCAAGCCCCUGGUGCCACCGCCCGCGCCCGCUGCCCGCCGCCGCCUCGCCGCUCCCCAGCAGCAGCAGGGGCCGGGGCUGGGGCCCGGUGGGGCGGCGGGCGGGCGACGCUGGGGCUACCAGGCGCUGUCCCUGGUGCUGCUGCUGGGACAGGGCGCGCUGCUGGACCUCUACCUGAUCGCUGUCACCGACCUGUACUGGUGCAGCUGGAUCGCCACCGACCUGGUACUGGCGGCUGGAUGGGGCAUCUUCUUCUGCCGCAACAGCCGGGCGAGACGCGGGAGCGGCCCCCACCGCCCCCGGGCCGCCGCCACCCCACCCGCUGCUGCUGCACGGCCCCCCGGCGGACGCGGGGCCGGGGGCCGCGGGACCGGGGGUCCCCCGCGCGGAGGAGACUUCGCCUACGCGCACCUCGCCUGGCUCAUCUAUUCCAUCGCCUUCACGCCCAAGGCGGCGCUGAUCCUGGGCACCUCCAUCCUGGAGUUGAUCGAGCUUCGCCUGCCGCUGGGUACCACCGGCUUCCGCAUCACCCUGGCGCUCUCCGCCCCACUGCUCUACUGCCUGCUGCGGGCCAUUGGCACCGAGAGCUCCGGGCAGCUGCUCCUGCCGCCACAGCCACCGCCCCAGCACCGCGCCGCUGCCGCCUUCCUCGCCACCUGCCUCGAUCUGCUCGACAGCUUCUCCCUGCUGGAGCUGGUGCUGCAGCCCGGGCGGCCGGCGCUGCUGCCCGCUCCGCUGCGCUACCUCCUCAUCGCCGUCUAUUUCCUCUGCCUCGCCUCGCCGGUGCUCUGGCUCUACGAGCUCAGCGCCGCCCGCCCCCCCGGCGCCGCUCGCCUCGCCCUCCACCUCCUGCUGCCCGCCGGGCUGCUGGACGCCCCGCUCCUGGCCCUCCGCUGCCUCCUGCUCCUGCGCUACCAGCAGCCCCUCUCCCUUUUCAUGCUGAAGAACCUCUUCUUCCUGGCCUGCCGCGGCCUGGAGGCGCUGGAGACCUGCUGCCUCCUCCGGCCCGCCGCCGCCCCGCCGCCUGCCAAGUACGGCCCCCCACUGCCGCCCCCGCCCGUCCCGCUGGGUCACGGGCUCUCCGACGCAGACGUGGGUCCCCACGGGUACGUCAACGCUUUGGCGGUCACCGCCCAGGGCUGACCUCUCCCUCCCGGAGGGGCUGCUGCCGCCUCCGGCUCUGCUGUCGGCAGAGUCUCUCUGCCUUUCUGCUCAGGUUCCCGCCGCUGUGGCCGAGCAGGGGACGAGGACGCCAGCUCCCCCGCCGGACUCUCGCUCUCUUCCUUCUUUCCCGCGCACAAGUCCAGUAGAGAAGCUCAGCGCAAACCCGACUGCCCGCGGGAGCCUACGGCUGAUGCUUAUCCCGGAAAAC
This is a messenger RNA of Calypte anna (Anna's hummingbird), 1999 nucleotides long. It is a transcript of the gene TMEM121B, whose product is annotated as transmembrane protein 121B. Lineage: Eukaryota; Metazoa; Chordata; Aves; Apodiformes; Trochilidae. The record is from RefSeq and is a predicted model, not a curated record.